ACGGAUAUAAGGUCCCAAUAAAAAGAUCGAGACGCUCUAUAAAAAUUCUCCUUACGCGGGAAUCGAACUCGAGUCUCCUACGUGUGACAAGGGAUAAACCGCAACGUAACCACUGACGCUUGUCAGCAUUAUCUCAAUAGUGUUUUGGGGGUGUUCAACAUAAACCAUUACAUUUAUGUAUUGUUUUAAGAUACCAUAGUUGAAAUUGUGGUCUUUAAAUAAGAUUGUUGGUUCCAUUGCAAACUUCUCACCGCAGGAUAUUAUGUUCUUUGGAAAGGUAUUGUUCUGCACUGUUCUCAGUUUUCACAGCCUCAAAUUUGUACACUUUUGGAUUUGACUUUUGGAUUUAGGGGGAUCAUUUUCAAAUGUUAUGAUAGCGUCUUGCCAUUGAACAGGCUGCCAUAGUCUACAGUUUCGCACAUGGUGCAUUAAGACAAUACACAGAUACUCCAUCUCUUGUGAAGACGUCUGUUACUGUGAAUCUAAACGUUCCUGAAUAAAACUAUCCCGUAACCUUGAACUUUACUACUCUGACGACCUUCCAAAUGUAACAAAGUUGCUGUAAGCUUCUAUUGACACGUACAGACAGAUAUCGGGUCACAAAUCCGAGAGGACGAUAAUGUUAUAACGCAUUCCCUGUUCAUCGAAGCAUGUGUACAUGUCAGGAGUCAGCUCUCAACAAAAACGAAGCAAAAACCCAAACGCAACAAAACAAAACAAAACAAAACAAAACAGAACAAUCCCCACCCUAACACGCUCAAAAUUGUAGUCGAAAGCUGCUAAACGUGUAUUCACUAUUAUACACAUCUAUGACGUAGCCUUCUCGCUACGGCGUCAUAUCACUCAAGUGUACCGAGAUAAUAAUGUUUCCUUGCGACCUGUAAAGGAUUUGAGGUCAGAGGGCGCCAGUGGAAUCGUUAGAGACGCCUAGUGAUGUCAGCUUAUCUGGGACCUAAUCUGUUUAAUAAAACUACGUGAAGGAGAUUAAUAGAAAAGCGAAAGAAAAGACAUAACAGUUUGAAGAGGGGGUAAAUGAGCUGUUGUGUACAAAUCGUAUAGUAGUGCCGUCUGCCUUAUCUGGUCGCUGGAAUAGCCAGGACGUCUCCCCACGGUGUCUCUUGGCUCCACGGACAAAUUUAGAUGGAGAUAAUGAAUGAAGACCCUUUUUCAGCCAAUCGCUGUGCUCUGUUUAGUGUUCAGGGUAUGGGAAGUUAAUAGGAAAUCUUUACCUGUGAAUGCUAAAAGAGGUCUCCGCGGCGUCUCCGCACCCAGGAAUAGCAGACAUUGUUUUUGUUUGAACAGUGAGACAUCUUUGAUUUGAGGAGGAGACAAAAGCCUGGCUUGAAGCUGAAAUGUGUUUUGGAAACUGCCAUAAAGCGUAUGUUGUUUACGAUACUAUUCAAGACAUCCGAAAGCGUCCCCAUCCCUUCAGAUAGGCCUGUGGAGUGCGUGUAUUUAAGCCUUCGUCAAAAAUUCUUCUCGAUUCUUGCCGAGCCUACAGGCUGUCUUCAGGUUGAGAACACCUGAAUAAGUCUUUAAGUUUUCUUCGAAAUCUUGGGGAUAAAUGAAUUACAGUCUGCAGACAAGUCCAGUGAUGCCGCUGUACAUCUCCUCUGUGCUCCUGGGCCUGCAGGUUCUCAACGGCGUCUUGGCCGGCUUUCACAUACCACCUGGCGCACAGGACACGACCCCCAGACUGACCAGCAGACUGACCACACAGUCCCCCACGCCUGGCAGUCAACAGUUCACACUCCCGCCCGGGGCCUCCCUGGACUUCAAGCGACUCACACCGCGCAAGAAACAUCUCAAGCCUAAAAGACUGAUGCGGCGAAUGGGAAAAGACUUUGACAACUUCUGGAUGUCAGCGGAGAUGCCGGAGAGCCUUCUAGAAACCUACGUCAAACGUCGAAUCGACACAUCUCUCCACCAGGACAUGAAAUCUCUGAACUGGGACGCCUUACAGAGAGAGGUCGAGAGCCUUGCAAGAGAUGACAACAUCAACGAUACUUCCACCGUCAGAAAUGACACAUCGGGAGAGAAUAGUGACAGUGUGUUGAAUUCUCUGAACAGUGAUGUUCUCAAUGCUGUGCAGUCCUGGCUCACGCGCCAAGCUUCCUGUCCCGUGUACUUCAAAUGGGAAGAUCUCGGCCUGCUCUUCUGGCCAAGAUGGGUCAGACGAGGAAUGUGUGGCGAGGAAGCCAACUCAAUGUCGUCGUCGACAUCAUCAUCGUCGUCAUCGUCGUCGUCGGGAUCGGCGUCAGAGAAGAGCGUAUCCUGCUCGUGGCCCCCUGGUAUGCACUGUGUUCCCGCCAGGUCGAAAAAACUCAAAAUUCUUCGCUGGCAGUGUCGGAAUCAGAAAGCUCUGGAUAACUUCAACCGUUUCAAACUCAGCGGAAGUGCUAAGACUGCCCGGGCCAUGCGCGCCAAAGGUCGUCGAGGAUGGAAAAAACACGUCCGAAGAAGUCAGAGAAGUGAGACGGAAUCUCAUGUUUCAGAUGACUUUCGGUUUCCGAAACGAGUGGGACGUCGCCGUAUUUUGUGGACGUCUUCUGAAGGAGACAAUCUUAGCACUGAUGACGUCACAGUCGACGAUUCAGACGAGGAAAGCGAUAUUACUUCAGAAAUGGAUAGUUUUGAAGAUGAAAAUCCGGAAGAAGAUGAAUUAGACCUUGAAAAUGUUUACGACGGAACUGAUUAUCCUAAAAGAUAUAUGAACAAUAAUGUGAAGGACAUUCAUGGUUCUGACCCUGAAGACAUUAAUAAAAACAAUUAUUUACACCUCUCUCAUAGACUAAGGCGUCGCGCAAAGAUGCCAAGAGAGAAAUUGAACAGUCUGCCCCAAAAGGGGUCUUUAGGUGCGCUGCGUUUAAAAUGCAAAUGGAUAAAGAUUCCGUAUCCUGUAACUGACGACUGCUACUGCUCGUGUUGAGAGUGUUUGUUGUCACUUGUGUUACAGAAUGACGUCAUUACCUGUACUUCUUCUUUUUUGUAGGUGCAUAGAAAUAACAUGUUUGUUUUGUUAUGUUUUCCAUUGUCUGCUUUUUAAAAAAAACAUGUUCCAGACGUUAUAUUUCCACACUUCUGUAAAUUUUGCCUCAGAGCUUUGUAACCUCAUUUUGUUAAUAAUAAUAAUUGCUAUUUUGUUAUGAAUGUGUUCUCCUUCAUCAGCUGUUUUGCAUGUUUCAAAAGUUAUAUUUCAAUUGUUUUUAAUGUGUAUAUUUUGCCAUGGAGCUUUUAUAACCUCACUGUUACCUUCCACCUGUCUGCAGUGCAGCCUCGGUCGCACAGAAUGGAGUAGUGAAAUAUGUCAGUAUAGUGCGUAAAAUUUUAACCAAAUGUCUUCGCAUUUUUUUUCUUAAACAAGCUUCUUUUUUGUUCUGUUUUGUUAAUGAUACAUAGUCAAAAUCGAGAGACAUUUUUUGCUUAAAAUGCACAGUAGACCUGGGAAAAGGAGAUGUGAUUAUUUUUUUCCCCAUUGGAAAUUUCUUCAUGGGGUUACUGAAUCAUUAAGUGGCGUUAAUUAUCAAACUCUGGUCCUGUUCUUCCAGAAACUUCUAUAAUUCCAUUGUCUCAAAUACUACAGAGUAGCAUUAGUUCUUUGGACAAAUAUGUGAAAUAGUCAAAACGCCUUGGCCGUUUUGUCCGGUCUUUUGCCCCAUAGGCACAGACAGGAUCCUAUCAGGGUCGAUAGUGAGAAAAGGGGAAGGAUGACUGCAAGACGAGUCUCUGUUUAAUAAUUUAUACCCAGUUUAUCUUUCGCAUUGUGUUUCAUUUCAACAAGUUAACUCUCAAUGUUUAGCUUACAAACGUAUGCUUUACUUGUACAUUUUUAUCAUGUUAAAUUCGCGGGUGUGGUCGGUGAAUCAAGCUAUAGCUUGCUUUACAAAAAGGCUAAAGUCGGAUGUGUCAUAUCGCCUGAAGUUAUUCAAAUGUUAUAAAGUCGUUUCAUUGAAGUGGGAAAAUCCAAAACUUCAAGAGGCGCUUCUUAUUUUUAUGUGUGGUUAAUACUGUCCUAGGGCAACCCAUUUAUUUUUAUCUCUUCACCUGCGCUAGUUGAUGGCACCUUUAUCCCUUGGUCGUGUCCCCCAGGAACCGAAGUUGGGUGGAAUCAUCGUUUCAGCGCUAUGCAAAUGGUUUUGAUAACCUUUCCAAGAGUGAGUGCUUGCCAAUAUUUUUGCAUUCAUUCAUUCAUUCUGACCCCCACCCAUUUUCGUUCAAUCGCGUAAUGACGGUUGAGUGGGUGGUUUUUAAUGUGGUUUUUUUCCCGGUUGAUAUUUGGUUUUGGUUUUGUUUUUGUAUUUUGUCUUCUCGCAAGUCUAGCUACGUUCAGUGAGACAUUCUGAGCUGCUCAAGAUAUAUAUAGAUUAAUAGAAAAAAACAACACAACAAGAACGUAAGACCUGACUUUUCGUCCUUUUCCCCUUCAAAGUCAGAAAGCCAAAAACCCUACAAUAUGUGGGCCCACUACUGAAGUAGACUUUAUUAUUAUUAGUGAGUAAUAAGCCUUUAGAAAUCCGCUAAAACAAAAUGCAUGUAAGGACAAGUUGCAGCAGGACUGCCAGUUGCGUGGGGCUAAAAAAAUCUUGAGGCGCCACGAUCUUGUUAGAUGUUUUAGAAAGAAUCUGUUUUAACCCUAUCCGUGCGCCCUGUGGUCAUUGUGUACCCCUGGUGCUGUAUUCUUCACAUUUGAGAAUACUUCUAGUGCGAAGAUCUCUUUGAAACUGUCUGUGUUUCUCAAAAAAUCGUUUUGACAGGCUGCUAUGCAAAGCGUACGGAUCGGAUUAACGAGUAAAUUUCCUCUUUGAAAAGUGGUGGCACAGAGUUCCCACGUCGUAUGGAUACGAUAGUAAAACACGAGGUACGGUUAAUUUAUUGUUUUAUUAAAGAUUCCAUGAGCUCGUUUCUAAGCGUCAACAAAUCUUUGUUUUAGUCGUAUUUCUAAAAAGUGAUAUUUUUAAAAUCUGAAAUUAAAGGAACGUAAACGACGUCUGGGGAGCAGUGGUUAGGCGGUACACCGUUGCGCGAAGGAGAUAUGAGUUCAAUUCCAGUGUUCGGAGAAUUUCAUCGAGUAUAUCUCGGUCUUUCUGUUCUGACUCUAUCCCUCUUAGCCCAUACUGGCCAGACAGGCAAGGUCGAAACCCUCCUCCUGAAUCAUCUAUAUAGAUGUCGAUGGAGCUGUUUCUUUAUUUGCGACUAAUCAUUUUUU
Molecule: messenger RNA, 5206 nt
Organism: Aplysia californica (California sea hare)
Lineage: Eukaryota; Metazoa; Mollusca; Gastropoda; Aplysiida; Aplysiidae
Exons: 4
Coding region: 1565-2929 (454 amino acids)
Biological process (GO): osteoblast differentiation; negative regulation of BMP signaling pathway; dorsal/ventral pattern formation
Source: RefSeq, a predicted model, not a curated record